Messenger RNA from Candidula unifasciata, 852 nucleotides. The record is from the annotation of a GenBank genome assembly. NCBI's taxonomy places the organism in Eukaryota, Metazoa, Mollusca, Gastropoda, Stylommatophora, Geomitridae.
AUGUUGACAAGUGGAUUAUUCUUAGCUGGUCUACUCUUCGUUGUGAUGAUCCAGACGUCCCAGGCGGCAUCCGAAUGGAACCAGGAAACCCGAGACCUCAUUGUGAAGAUUCAUAAUGACCGGAGGAGGCAAGAGGGCGGGUGUCAUAUCAACAAACUGGAAUAUGAUGAGGAUCUGGAGAAACAAGCUCGUUCCUGGGCGGAGAGAUGUGUCUUCAAACAUGAAAUGAAAGAAGGGAGAGGAGAAAAUCUGGCUUGGAAUUCUAACAAAUUGAGCGAGGAGGAACUAAUCAAACAUGCCGCCGACGCCUGGUUUAACGAAAAAGACAGGUACAGCUAUGGACAGUACAGUUGUGGCAACAGCGCGGCGUGUCAUUAUUCACAGAUGGUGUGGGGAACAACAAACAAGAUUGGCUGCUACAGUACCAGAUGUGGUCAGCUGUCCGGAGCUGCCCCCAAUGCCUGGUACCUGGUCUGUUUCUACACUCCCAAAGGAAACUGGAACGGCGAGAAACCGUACGAGAAAGGCUGUUCCUCUCCAUGCCUUGAAGGCCAAACUGUAGACAACGGACUGUGUGUUGGAGAAUCCACAGAGGAGAAGAACAACAAGACAAACGAAGCAAAAUGCGACGAUAAAGUUGGAAGCUGUGGCGUCUGGGCCAGUAAUGGAGAGUGUCAGAACAACCCCGCCUACAUGGCGACCCACUGCCGGAAGUCUUGUAAGAUUUGUGAAAGCGAAGUGACUUGCGAAGAUCUGAAUUCCAAUUGUCCUGAGUGGAAGAGAAAUGGCCAGUGUCGGGCUAACCCAACAUAUAUGAAACACAACUGCAAGAAAACCUGUGGAGAAUGCUAA